Molecule: messenger RNA, 234 nt
Organism: Pelobates cultripes (western spadefoot toad)
Lineage: Eukaryota; Metazoa; Chordata; Amphibia; Anura; Pelobatidae
Source: the annotation of a GenBank genome assembly
AUGACGGGUGCGGGUGCGUGUCUACGUGAGAGGAGGGGCGAUGUAGUGGAAGGGCGCCCGGCGGUGUUUUUUUUGGCGGUUCGAGGGAGUGAUUUUGCCGACGACAUCCGACAUCUGAGGCGAGACUAUCGGGUUCUUUCUUCAGCCCGGCGAAAAUUGAGUGCCAUCCGGAGCUUUCGAGCAGAGACGCAGGGGGAGAUCUGGCGAGGAGAGAAAAUCUAUAGUGGCUGCUAA